Molecule: messenger RNA, 3809 nt
Organism: Saprolegnia parasitica CBS 223.65
Lineage: Eukaryota; Oomycota; Saprolegniomycetes; Saprolegniales; Saprolegniaceae
Exons: 18
Coding region: 42-3809 (1255 amino acids)
Biological process (GO): phospholipid translocation
Cellular component (GO): plasma membrane
Molecular function (GO): ATP hydrolysis activity; magnesium ion binding; ATPase-coupled intramembrane lipid carrier activity
Source: RefSeq, a predicted model, not a curated record
UGCUUGAGUUUAGUUUCCAUCGGCGCACUGACUUCGCAAGAAUGGCCGGCGACACGACGCCCGGCGCUCCGUACCAGGCAGCGACCGCUUCGCCGAAAGCUGCGCCACCAGCCAGCGACUUUCGCCACGUGCUUUUGAACCCACGCGGUGCUGAGGCCCAAGGGCCUUUCUGCUCGAACGUCGUCAUUACGUCCAAGUACACGGCAUGGUCCUUCCUGCCCAAGUUCCUCUAUGAGAGCUUCAAGAAGCUUGCCAACGCGUAUUUCCUCGUCGUGUCCGUGCUCCAGUGCGUGCCGGCGAUCACCAACACUGCUGGGUUGCCGUCGUCGCUGCCCGUACUCCUGUUCAUCCUCGCCGUGGAUGGCGUGCUUGCGAUCAUCGAAGACCGUCGGCGCCACCUUGCCGACGAGGAAGCCAACUCGGCCAAGUGUCAAGUCGUGGCGGCGAAUGGCAGCCUCGAGGCAAUCUUGUGGGCCAACCUUACAGUUGGCUCCAUUGUCAAGCUUGGAAAUCGCGACACGGCGCCAGCCGAUCUCUUGAUCCCCGCUGUGCACGAAAAUGACCCCGACAACAAGGGCGGCAUCUGCUACGUCGAAACCAAGUCGCUCGACGGCGAGACGAACCUUAAGCUCCGACAGGCGCUUGAAACGACGCUCGAAGCUCAAACCGAGGCUGAGAUACUUGGACUGCACGGCCAUGUCGAGUGCGAGCAACCCAACAAAGCUAUCAGCCGCUUCUCGGGCACUGUCCUUCUCCGCAACACGGAGUGGAUGUAUGGCCUCGUGCUCAACACUGGUCCGGACACGAAGAUCAUGCAGAGCGCGUCCAAGCCCGUGGCCAAGUGGAGCUCGAUCAACGACCAAGUCAACGUCAUGAUCCAGUGGCUGCUGCUCAUGCUUCUCCUUGUCUGCGCUAUCGCUGCAUCGACGCAGUAUGCCUGGGAGCAAUCGUUCAACCAAUAUGCGUGCCAUGCCGACGACAACUCGUGCUACCUUGACACGAACAAAUACGCGGGCUUCAGUCGCUGGUAUUAUGAUUAUACGAACGCGACCAAUACUCACACUCGCAUUAGGAUCGUGGCGUGCGGUGGCUACUUCCUCCUCAUGUAUCAAAUGAUUCCCGUUUCGCUUUACGUGACCAUCUCGACCGUCAUGUUUCUGCAAGCGAUCUUUAUGGCGUGGGACAUGGACGUCUACUAUGCAGCUCUCGACGUGCGCAUGAUUGUUCGAACCAUGGGCCUCAACGAAGAGCUCGGCCAGAUCUCGUACAUCUUCUCGGACAAGACGGGCACCCUCACGUGCAACGUCAUGGAGUUUCGCAAGUGCUCGAUCAACGGCGUCUCGUACGGUCUUGGCACGACCGAGAUUGGUCGUGCUGCUCUCAAGCGCAAAGGCGUUCCGGUCGCGGAGCCCUCGUCCGUCGUCAAGCCCGGGACUCAGAUUCCGUACGUGAAUUUCGAAGAUCCGCGCCUCCACAACAAGCUCAACACAAUCCCGCUCAACGACAACGUCGAGUUAUCCAAGGAGGCCGACUUUUUCCUGCAUCUGGCGAUCUGCCACACGGUGAUCCCGGAAGAAUAUACGGACAAGCACGGCCAAGUCGGACUUCGAUACUCUGCGUCGUCGCCUGAUGAACAAGCGCUCGUCUCGGCGGCCAAAUUUUUCGGCUUCUCCUUCGAGUCCCGUGGGCUUGGUGUCGCCCGCAUCCGCAUCACAAACAAGGCGCUUCUUCACGCCAAGGGCGAGAGCGAGCUCUGGGAGUACCAGGUCUGCGACGUGCUCGAGUUCAAUAGCGAGCGCAAGCGCAUGAGCUGCGUUGUGAAGGACCCACGAGGCGAGUAUCUGCUCUUGACCAAGGGUGCCGACAAUGUCAUCGCGCCGCUCCUCUCGUCAAGCCUGAACGACCCGGACAUGAUCGCAGCCACAUUUAGCCAGCUCGAAGCGUUUGCCGACGACGGUCUCCGGACGCUCACGAUUGCAAAGAAGACGAUCAGCCGCGAAGAGUACAUGCAGUGGUCCCAACGCUACCGCGCGGCGUGCGCAUCGCUCGACGAGAUCGAAAAGCGAAAGCGCGGUGACGCCAACGACAUCGACCGGCUCAUGACGGCGAUCGAGCAGAACCUCGUUCUCCUGGGUGCGACAGCAAUUGAAGACAAGCUCCAGGAUAACGUGCCCCGUGCGAUCGCACGCCUCAUGGAGGCCGGCAUGAAAGUGUGGGUGCUCACGGGCGACAAGCAAGAAACUGCCAUCAACAUCGCGUACGCGUGCCAGCUCAUGGACAACGACAUGGAGCAGUACAUCUUCAACAUGGACGAGUACCCAGACUUGGAUGCGAUUGCGGUGCACCUACGCGAGUGCUGGGCGGCAGUCGAGUCGAAUCCGGGCGUCCGCCGGUCGCUCGUCAUUGAUGGCGACGCACUUGAGCUCGUCAUGCAAAAUAUCGACGCGUGCGUGGUGUUUCUCAAGGUGGCCAUGCGCUGCGACAGCGUCGUCUGCUGCCGCGUGUCCCCGUCGCAAAAGGCUGAAGUCGUCGCCCUAGUCCGCAGCAACAACCUCAAAGCGCGGACGCUCGCGAUCGGCGACGGCGCCAACGACGUGGCCAUGAUCCAGCGUGCACACAUCGGCGUCGGCAUCUGCGGCCAGGAAGGCAUGCAAGCUGUCAACUCGAGCGACUACGCGAUCGGCCAGUUCUACUUUUUGGAAAAGCUCCUGCUCCACCACGGCCGCCUCAACUACAUUCGCAUGUCCAAGCUCGUGGGGUACAUGUUUUACAAGAACAUUGUCAUGGUUCUCGCGCAGUACUACUACCUCUUUGCGACUGGCUCGUCCGGCCAGAAGGCCUACUCCGAGGUCGCGUUCCAGCUGUACAACCUCUGCUUCACGUCGCUUCCGAUCAUCGUGCUUGGCGUCUUUGAUUACGACGUUCCGUGGAGCGUUGGCGCGCAAUUCCCGGCCUUGUACCGCGUCGGCCUGAACGGCGAGCUUUUCAACACACGCGUCUUCUUUCAGUGGAUCUGUGCAGCCGUAUUUGAGUCGGCCGUCAUCUUUGUCUUCGCUAUCUACGGCUACAACCAGCUCGAGCACGUACGGAAUCCUGAUCUUUGCCUCGUCGUCUUUGUUUGCAACCUCAAGAUCAUCGCGAUGCAGUCGUCGUGGACGGUGUGGGGCGGCGUUCUCUGGUUUCUUGGUGUUCUCUCGUACAUCCCGGCGACCUUGUACAUUGAGUCUGUCUGGUACUGGCUCUCGCCCUCGGACUAUGGCACGACCCAAAACACUCUCAACGGCUCAACGUUCUGGCUCGUGAUUCCUGUCGCUUGCAUGAUGUGUCUCUUGCGCCACUUUUCUUGGAUGGCGUUCCAACGGUCGUUCUACCCAUUCUUGUGGCAAAUUGUCCAAGAAAAAUACGUGCUCGGUCUGAUGCCCAAGUCGACAGAGAGUCCAACGGAGCUCGAGUCUGGCGAUUACGAAGCCAUGAAUGACAAGAACAGCACGGUGGCGUCCUUGCCGCAGCGCCACCUGCAAGAUGACCAUGAUUACCUCAACCGGUUUUCGCGGAACAGCAGCAGCCUCAGCCGCCACAGCAUGUCGUCGUCCAAGUCAUUCUCGCGCCGCAGCAGCGGCUUUGCCUUUAGCCAAGACACCCAGUCGGCGAUGGCGGAAUCUGUCAUGACAACCAUUAACGUUGGCGGCUCCAAGGCGGCGGCGAUCCACGCGGCAGAAAGCCGGACGCGCUCGACCCGCAGCGACCAACGCAACACUGACUAUGCGCCGACCUCGAACAAGUCGGGCACCCAAGGGCUCUUUAUCUAG